GUCAAACACGGUGACCAUGACGAGCAUUAUGGGUUUGGAAAAACUAGCGGAGUUUUACCAAACGAAGGACCCAAUCCCGUUGACCGUGAACCCCGGGGGGCAAAAUCCGAAGAUGACAAAAAGCACGACAGGAUGCUGUGGACUGAGCCCGAAUAUGGUUGCGGUACUAUAGAAGCAGCUCCAGAAGAUGUUUUAUUCUCGUACUAUGCAUGACAAGUUCUUCUUCUUCAUCUUCUUCUUACUAGAAACAGGUUUAUGAAAGUGUUUACCUGUAUUCUAUCAUCCUCCACCAGCUCCAAAACCAAAAUAAUUCUAUACAGUGGAUAAAUUUUACCAUGCAUGAACCGCCUUUCACAAAAUCACAUCUCAGUUUCUUUCCUCCCCCGCCUGUUCGGGCUGCAUCGCGACCGCCCUCCGUAUAUGAAUUGCAAAUAUGUGUGGGUCUGGACGAAGGUGGUAACUUGUCAUGGUAAAUCUGAAGCAUACAAGAAUCUGUGUUGCAUGAGUGCCAAAAGCUGUCCACUUUCGACCAAGUUGGGAGGGAGGUUCUCAUGCAGGAUAGGCAUGGCAGAGACCUCGCAGAGUCUGUCAUGCUAAGUCCUGCAUUCCGGACCUCAUGGGUCAUGGAAAAUCUGCACUGCAAGUUUACACUCUUCCAGACCCAGACACUUUUGCACAGGAUACCGUAACCGCGCGAAAACCGACCACAGAAUACACCACUACCUGCCCUACAUGCUGGCGGUCAUUCCCCAUUUCGAAUCUAUGGAUGUGUCAGGAUCGAAAUCAAGAAAAUCGAAAUAAUUUGUGAUGCAUAAAAUGGAUACCACUUGAGGCCGCAGUUUCCAAGUGGCGCAUGACAAUUUCGGGAGCACCAAGAUCCAGUCUGUCAUGCUGUUUGGGCAAAGAAGACUGCUCCUCUCAUGCUACUCUGGCAGCGCACUCCAUACCCCAAAACAGGCUUGCAAUCGGCCUCAUUUGCCUGCUCCCCAACACAGGCCUUACGUGCCCUACAUUUUACGCAUUACAAAUUUUUCGAUUUUGGCGAUUUCGGUCCUGACACUCUCAUAGAAUCCCACCGUGCGGUAAUGAAGUGCGUCGCCUCGGCAAUCUGCAUGGCCUUUCUCGCGGGCUCUAGCUAUGUGCCGGCGUCGAGAGCAAAGACCGACAAGACGACUGCCGACACAACCGAGAACAACAACAACGGGGUGCCUCUUGAUGAGCUCUUUAUCGAAUUGGAACAGAAGGGCACCUGGUCAGCUUUGUAUGUCUUAGGUGCGUUGCCGUACGAAGUUUCCGUGUGGACCCGAUCUGCGGUGAAUAAAGCGGCGAUGCUGAAGCGAUUGAGGAACGACCAGAAUAACGCUAGCAAUAAUAACAACAACAUCCCCUACGCCGUCAGGAUGCUGAAUGUUUUGGAAAAAAUUACCGUUGGCAGGAUUUUCGAGCCGGCGAAUUCCGGACAAAUGCUGACAAAAGAGCAG
Molecule: messenger RNA, 1481 nt
Organism: Amoebophrya sp. A120
Lineage: Eukaryota; Dinophyceae; Syndiniales; Amoebophryaceae
Source: the annotation of a GenBank genome assembly